AUGGCUUCGGCCGAUGGCGACGGGCCUGAUGGCUCUUCUUUGAGACCUGUGUCGUCCAUUCGAGCUCGGUUUGAGAACAUGGGCAAAGGUACCGACGGCCCAGCUUCAAGCCAAGUCGCAGCUCCAGCUCCCGCACCAGCUCCCACCCCUACUCUUGCACCUCAGAAGCCUCCCUCUCGACCGAUUUCGCCAGCUCCGAAGCCGAACAAGCUAAAGGACUUCAAGCCAUCCCAGGAAACCGCUACAUCGAUUCCCUCGACACCAACAAUCAUUCCGCCUACUCCAACGACACCUGCAGCCCCUCCGCGACCGAAAGAGAAGCCCAAGAUACCUCCAUCACCUUUCAUUCGCCAAGAUGCUCUUCCAUCUGCCGCUGGUGCCAACCACAUCAACACACCCCCACGAGCUAAUUCGACCAAACCGAUUGUAAAUGCCAAGGCCGAGCCUCUACAGCCUCAAGCUCCUGCUGUCACCGUGCAACCACCACUCUCGCCGCCAAAAGUUAGGCCGUCCACCAUUCCUGUUGGCGAGCACCCCAGUCUGUUAAAUCCCGAGACUGCGGUAUCUAUAGCCUCUGGCCCUGGUUCCCCUAGCCGUCCUCUUACUCCAUCGCCGGCAUCACCGUCCAGGUCACCUCGUUCCAAAGCGCCCUCGCCACCUCCCCCAAGACGAUCAGCAGAACUUCGACGAGACAAAGAAACAAAGGUCCCACCCCCACCGCCGAAUCCUCGGAGGGAAAAAGCAGUGUUGGAUCAAGCUGGCAACAUUCGCAGCUCCUCUCGAGAUUCUUCGAGGGCCAAAACGCCGGAUGUGGCCCAGGAAACGUCGCCUUUUAGCAGCCCCCCGAUCAGUCCCAGGAUCGGUAAUGACGAUGACGAGGUUCCCCCCGAGCUUCCGGUCCGGCCAAGACCUAGAAGCACGAUCAUGCAAGCCGCUCGACCCAAAUCAACUGCCACUAACUUCGAGCCACCUCCAGUCCAUCAUUCAAUUUCAGUGCGCCGGGGUCAAAGAACUGAAGAAAGGAAUGGCUCCGUUAGCCAUGGACGUUCACUCGAUGAAGCUAGACCUAAGCCUUCAUCGAAGAUCACGUCUAUGGAGCCGCCUCCCCGUCCUGUUUCCAUGAUUGCUCCUCCUCGGCCGCCUCGGCCUGGCGUUCAAGCUCCAGCCCAGAUUUCAGCACAAAUUCCUGAACGUCGCCAAUCCACGGUAGCAAGACGAGCUUCAUCGAACCCAACGACGCAGCAGCCUCCAUUGCCCGCGACAAGGACGCAUGGUCGGUCUGGUACUGUGGACAGCAGAAUAGAACGACCGCCAAUAGACAUACGCAGUCUCGCCCCCGCCAUAGCUCCUGUUAAGCCUGCACCGUCAGCCACCUCCAACCAGAUUCCAGUUUCAAAGGUGGAGGCAGUCGCACCAGUCGUCACCUAUCCUGAUUGCUCGAGCACAAAUCGCAGGGCACCGUUUGUUAAGCGUGGUAUUGAGGAAAUUGCGACCAAGUAUGAUCCCAGGAUCUUCGAUGUGUGUGGCGAAAACGUAUGCACAAGUGGACAAUUGACAAGAGUUUGGAAUGUUCUCGAUGGCGAACUCAUCAUGAGUCUGGCUCAUACUGAGGGCAUCAAGGCCACGUCAGUUGCGUUCAAGCCAGCUGCUGAUCCCCAGAAUGAGGGCUGGAAAAUAUGGAUCGGUACAACAUCUGGUGAAAUCAUGGAGGCUGACGUUGAGACCCAUGAAAUUACCAACAGCAAAGGCGGGAUACACGGCAGACGUGAAGUGAUCAGGAUGUAUCGCCACUUCAAUGAAAUGUGGACCCUAGACGAGCUGGGUACUCUUCUUGUUUGGGGUCCUGAUGAGACGGGAGUCCCGAAUGUCGCUGGAAAUCCCCAUCAAAGCUUCAAAGUACCUAGGGAUCACACAUUCUCUAUGGUCGUGGGGAGCGAGCUAUGGCAUGCCACAGGAAAGGAAGUCCGCAUUUUUGCGCCAACUUUGCAUGGCCGAGACCAAUUCCAGGUGUUGAUCCGGCCGCUUGUAGCUGAAGGUGCUGGUGAGGUCACUGCUGGAUCUCAGGUCAAGACGCAACCUGGGAAGGUAUAUCUGGGGCAUAGCGACGGGAAAGUCAGUAUCUGGUCAACCAUUGACUAUUCGUGCCUGGCGGUUUUGAGCAUCAGUACGUGGAAAAUCAAUGCCCUUGCUGGAGUUGGCCAACGCAUCUGGGUUGGCUAUAACAACGGUCGUACCUGCGUGUACGAGAUUAGCGAAACCCCUUGGACCAUUCUCAAAGAAUGGCAAGCACAUUCCCCUGGCAAUCCGGUGCUUGGCGUCAAGGCAGACCCUGCCAGCUGUUAUAGACUUGAUCGUCUGCAAGUGGUAUCGUUGGGGGCUGACAAUAAACUCAAAAUCUGGGAUGGGUUGUUGGAGGAUGACUGGGUCGAGGAUGAGAUGAAGUCCAAAGACACGGAAUAUUGUGAAUUUGACGAAAUACGAGCAAUGGUCUUCACCUGGAACGCCGGUGCAUCGACGCCGUCAAGCUUACGAUACUCGCAUAACGACGGCGAAUUCUUCCCUGACCUGAUCAAAUCUAGUGGCGCCCCCGAUAUCCUCAUCUUUGGUUUCCAGGAGCUUGUCGAUUUGGAAGAUAAAACGGCUACUGCAAAGCGAUUUCUCAAGGUAAAGAAGAAGAAGGAGGAAGGCACCGAUCAAGAGCGCAUGAGUCACCAAUACCGAGACUGGAGAGACUUUUUGAAGAAGACGCUCGACGAUUAUACCCCGACAGAUGAUCUGUAUCAUCUUCUCCAUACGGCGCCUUUAGUAGGCCUUUUCCAAUGUGUUUUUGUGAAGUCAUCCCUCCGGGAUCGAAUCCGGAACCUGAACGCUGCUGAAGUGAAGCGCGGCAUGGGCGGCUACCACGGAAACAAAGGUGCGGUAGCGGUUCGCUUCCAAAUCGACGACAGCUCAGUUUGCUUUGUCAAUUGCCAUCUUGCUGCCGGGCAAUCGCAGGCCAGUGCUCGUCACAAUGACAUCGCUGAGAUUUUGGACUCGAGCCUUUUCCCAGCUGAAAGAGACCCUAGCGUACGUAUCGACAGCUUUGCCGGGGGCGGUGAUGGCACGCUGGUAGUGGACCACGAGUUGUGCAUUCUUAAUGGCGAUCUUAACUAUCGAAUUGACACGAUGUCCCGCGACACGGUAGUGGGAGCUGUCAAGCAAAACAACCUCAGCAAGCUCUUGGAGAGAGAUCAGCUCCUCGUCGCACGACGUCGCAAUCCCACAUUCAAACUGCGUGCCUUUGAAGAACUUCCCAUCACUUUUGCUCCUACUUACAAGUACGAUGUCGGGACAGACAACUACGAUUCGAGCGAGAAGAAGAGAAGCCCUGCCUGGUGUGAUCGGCUGUUGUUCAGAGGCCGAGGAAGAGUCCAGCAGCUGGACUACCGAAGACAUGAAGUCUAUGUGAGUGACCAUCGACCAGUCACGGGUAAUUUCAGGCUCUGGGUCAAGAGAGUCAACCACAGCGCGAGAGCAAAGGCCUGGAUGGAGAGCCAGCAAAGCUUCGAGGUCGUGCGCGAGCGAGAGACGGCAGAUGAAAAACUCCAUUAUUUGAUGACGACAUGCGGCUAUGAUGAGGCGACAAGUAAACAGCUGAUCCGAGAAAGGGCAAAGCCUCAUCGAGGCCACUAA
Clonostachys rhizophaga is the source of this 3672-nucleotide messenger RNA. The record is from the annotation of a GenBank genome assembly. NCBI's taxonomy places the organism in Eukaryota, Fungi, Ascomycota, Sordariomycetes, Hypocreales, Bionectriaceae.